AAGAAACUACAAUUUUAUACAAAAAUUUUUUUUGGAAAUUGAUCGGUGUACGAAUACAUUCUACACCCACUGUAUAAUCUUUUGUAUUUUCAUUGUUUCUCGUCUGUAAAUUUGAGAAAUUUUAAACUACCGCAUGUUUCAGCGCCAUCUGACGACGUUUCGUUGUUGGAGUUGGAUUGGAGAUCUUUUUGACGUUUGGGAUAAGAACGCGUUCGCGCUGUGCGCGUCUAUUCACGUCUAUGGUUCUGCUCGCGUGGAAAGUGAACGAGAAAAAUUUCGUGACGUGCAUAACCCACACCUUCCUUUCACAGUGUUUCAUACUGUCCGUAAAAUGCGUAAAUUGUCCACGUUUCUGUGAUUUCUCCACUUCGAUCCUGUAAACGAUCAAUUCGCGACAAUAAAAAUCAGAUUGCGGAGGCGACGAUUCGUAUGCUCCGUGGAAGAAAAUAAUGCUUGUGCUCACGUAUGGACACCAGUGCCAGUGCCAGAUACGAUAGCUAGAUUUCUCACGAAUAAGAAGAAAGUAUCGCUGUCUUAAAGGUAGCAUGAGCAAUCCUUAUAGAGCAAGACCGACUAGGUCUAGAGUAGAUCACAGUUUAGCAUACGGAGCUCAUAAUCAAAAUGCAUGGAGUAUGCCAAGGGUACAGUCGGAUGUUUUGUCGACCGAUUCCAUUCCACGUCAACCACCUAUCGCAAAUCAGUCAAAACAAGCAACCGAUCCUUGGAAUAAUUCAUGGAAUUGGGAUUUUGAUAAACAAGCUGAUAAUCAGCAACAGCAACAACCACCUCAACAAGAGCAACAGCAGCAGCAGCAGCAACAACAACAUCAGCAACAACAUUUUAUACCUCCUUAUACGAAUCAAGGACAGCUAAUAUCAAAUUCCAUUCAGGAUCAUUAUUAUCAGAAUAUUAAUGGCAACAAGUCUGAUUUACUUAAUCAGAAUUCCAUGUCGAAUGAUGAUACGCAGAGUACAGUUGUUAAUAGGCAACCAAAUCCAAAUCAUUCGGAUUCGUUCGCAUCUUAUUCGAAUUAUAAUCGAUAUCAACAAUAUCCUCCGUCAUCUAGAACCACUUCUGUUAUAUCUGGAUCUUUGAAUUUUGACCCUCCGCAGUGGACGACCGAACAACAGUCUCAAAAUAUCCAAUACGCGCAACAAAGAACCGCUAUACAAAACCAAAACGAUAAAAUAGCGCAUCCGUCUCUACCUAGUACUAAUUAUAGUUGGCAUAAGCCGGAUCAAACGACUUUAAUGUCAUCCCAUAAUUGGCAAAGUCACGGUAGUUUGCCAGGACAUUGGCAGGAUCAGAAAACAGAUAAAGAGAUUCAAAAGUUGGACGAUAUGGGUAAUCAAUGUACACCGCCGUUACAACAAACUAGGUUGACUCAGCUUCUUCCACCUUCCACUGAGAAUACUAACAAAGAACAAUCCAUCGACGAUCCAAAUAAUUGGUCUAAUCAAACGAAUACGUCGGCAUCUCAGUGGAACAGUCAAAGUCGUGAAUCCAUGCCACCUAAUCAAAGUCAGCACGUGCCAGCAACUUGUAAUGCCACGAACGAAUUCAAUUCUUGGUCUCAAACAGCGACUGUGAGUGUUUCGCAACAGUGGAAGCAUGCGGAUGACGCUCGUACGACUCAGUGGUUACAAGAACAACAGGAUGAUAACAAGUUACCUGAAAAAACUGUUAAACAAGAUAAUGUUGGUGCUAUGGCUGCAAAUGACUGGCAACAAAAUCCUAUGAUAUCCUCUCAUCAUUCUUUAACCGAUAUACCUCAAACGCAAGAAUCUAGCAUAGAACAAGAAGAAAGGAAGAAGUCAAUACCUUCGUUAAUUACAAAUUCCAUAAUUUCAAAAGAUUCCAAUAUACAAACAAAAACUAGUAUAGCUAAACAACAAUUAUCCGACUCUCGCGUUAACGUAUCGGCGACUCCUGAAACUAUGUCAACAAUUGCGAGCUCUGAAAAUGUUUCCAUUCAGGAGAACAAUGAUUUCAAUUUAAUAAAUGAUUCAUUAGAAUGGGGAAGAAAUAUUUCAUCCGACGAGUUACCUGUUAAACUAGAACAAUUGAAUCUUGGUUCUAGGCCGAGCAAGCAGUUAGAAAAUCAAAACGAACCAUCGGAAGUCCAUCCCGCUAUAUCUGGCGAUGGAUGGAAUCAAAAUACAGUUACGCAGAACAAUACUAUUCCUGAUAAUAUACCUGGUUUACCUUCUGAUUAUGCUGCGCUUGGAAUGGAAAAUUCUCAUUCUCAUUCUCAUUCCAUUGAUUCUCAAGGUGCCAUUACUAAAGAAAAUUUAACGCACACGUCGUAUCCAGCGACAAAUAUUAAGCCAUUGGAUAAUGUAACGCAAAGUGCAUACGAUCAAUGGUACAAUCAGAAUACAUUAGCACGUUCCUUGGACAAUGCAUGGUAUUCGAAAGAUCAUGCUCGUCCAGCUAAAGAAUGGAGUGUCGAACAAAAUGUAGAGAAUUAUGAAAUUAUUCAGCAGCCUACGGAAUUCGUAAAUUUAGAAGUAGUUGCGCCGUCGUUACAGGAACGGGAUAUAUAUGGCUCGAGAGAUUCCAUAAACAAGGAAACUUUGGAUAACGAUCCAAAACCGGUUAUGAAUCUCGCCAAAGAAUCAGCUAGUACGCGUGAUUUCAGGCAAGAAGCCAAUAAUAUCGAAGUACCUUCUGCACAGCAGGUAGCUCGAUCUCAUCCACUUCUACAUUCGGAACAGGUACCAGAUAAUUAUGAAUUCGCGUCAAACGAUAGAAACACGUUUUUAGAAACCGGAGAAUUAACCGAUUCCCAUCAAGAGCACGAACCAACUCCACCAAGCCAAGACGAUGAAAACGACGAAGUGCCUAAUGAUAUUCCUUUCUUACGGGAAGUACCGGGCCAAUCGAGUUCCAUAGAUCCACGUAGAAACGACCCAACAGGGCAAGAACAAUACGUUCAAUCUGUUCAGAGACUAGCAGAUCCAAGAAGGAAUGAUCCUUCUGGUCAAGAACAAGGUCUUCAGUUAAGAAGUGUAUCCGAAAGAUCGGAACGUCGCGAUGUUCCUCCUGGCCAAGAAAGAAGCAUUCCUUUACUUUCACGAACAGACUCCGAUCCGUUAGAACGUCGAAACGAUCCGUCUGGCAGAGAGCGAUCUCUACCUCCGCAACAGUCUCGAAAUGAUCCUUCUGGAGAAGAAAGACACAAUCAAGCCCUGUCUCAGAUUAUGUUGGAAUCUAGCGAAACGCGUGAAAUACCUGGUAGAGGCAACGAUCUCGAAGACUCUAAUCAACAGACGACAGAUGAGGACCUUAGACAGAUACCAGGUGGUGCAUCUCCGAAUGAUGUCGCUCAAUCUUUAGACGACAGAUCUAAUGGACGAGUUGUUACGGGUUCACAAGAAGUUCCACCUACAAGCUCCACGAUACAAGAUCAAACAAACGAUUCAAGGAAUAAACGGGAGGAAGCUGUUGGCGCAUCCAUACGUGAGAAUCAAGGAGUUUCCAACUCGUCGAAUCGUAAAGAUUCAUACGAAGACGAGGAUGACGAUGGUUCCGGAAAUAGUAGAGACGAUAGCAGAGAGAGACGGCGCGAUAGUAGUUCUGAACGACGACGAUACGAAUACGAACGAAAGAACGCCUAUUACGAUCGUGAUCGCGAAUACGAUGAUGAUUAUUAUUACGAUCGUCGUCGCGGAGGAGAAAACGAUCGAGUGUACAAUGCGCGCGAUGAUUUCGAUCGACGAGAAGUUCCUUAUCGAGAAGAUGAUCGCAAACAUCAUAGCAAGGACGAUCUUGAUAGGCAUACGAGAGAAGAGAUGGAUAGAAGAAGCCGAGGUAAAGAUGAUCUGGAUGAAAGGGAUGGCAGAAGAAGACUCGACGAUCGUAGAAGAGAUAGGCUCGAUGAUGGCCGUCACAGGGAUAGAGAAGUUCGGGACUACGAUUCACGAUAUUCUAGAGAUCGAGAUUAUCUCGACCGUGAUAGACGAAGAGACGAUCGCGACAGAAGAGCAAGGCGAUACGAUGAUUACGAUAUCAGAGAUUCGUAUUAUGAUGAUCCUUACAGUAGAGGAUCUAGACCAUCCAGUAGAUCUUCUUACAACGAUAGAGAUCGAGCAUACCACAUGCGAACGAGAGAUUCUUACUAUGGGUAUUCCGGAUACGAUUACAGUGUUCAAUAUGCCAACAAUUAUUAUGCGUACAUAGAAAAUUUGCGACGCACAAAUCCUACCGCUUAUUCCGAAUGGUAUCAUAAAUAUUAUGCUAACCAACAUCAACAGCAACAUAUUUCUCGAAGCGUCACCAAUUAUCCGGAAGAUAGAGCGAGUGUUCAUUCAGGGCGUAGCUCUUGCGAUGAAAGAACGACUGGCGAUAAACGAACUUUAGGCGAUAUGUCCCUCGAAGAUUCGACGACUACUUCUGCACGAAUGACACCGGCUAAAUUUUCCAUGUCCCAUGCAUACGGGUGCCUUUCUAUCGGUUCUCUGAUACAUGUACAUCCAACUUAUCCAACCGAUGGCGAAAGAGCCAAAGUGGACAUUUUUAGAUUGGACAACUUACUUUUACACGAUCCUGUAGCACGCGAUUUGCGGGUUUAUCCUGGACCUCUGAUUAAGCAAGUGGGUGUUACUCAUAAAAAGACUAUUAUCGAAUAUUGCGAAAAUAAAAUUAAAAGAGCAGGAUCAAACGAAGAAAUGGUCGAUCGCGCUUCGUAUAUUCUUUUAUACGAACUAAUGAUUAUGUUGAUCCAACAGAAUGGAAAUGUUGUCGGUGUUGAUAUAGCAGCGUUAUUGCUUCGAAAUAAAGACGCGUAUCCUUACGAUUUGAACAAGCAAAAGUCUCAGGAUCUAGGAAGAAGGGAAUCCGUGAUAUCGCAAAGGUCUAGUGUCACGGGUGGAGAUGGAAUUCAGGGUAAUCAAGAUGGCGGAGAAAUUGCUGAGAAAGUCGAAAAUAAACCACGGCAAAGCAUCGAACAAAUUACAGACGAGUUUAGAAAUACGCUACUAUACGGAUUAGUGCAAGAAGCACUGGAAUAUGCGAUGAACGAAGGACUUUGGGGCCAUGCACUCUUCUUGGCUAGUAAAUUAGACAAACGUACUCAUGCUUCGGUGAUGACACGUUUUGCCAAUAGUUUACCUUACCACGAUCCACUGCAAACUUUAUAUCAACUUCAUUCUGGCCGUGUGCCCGCCGUUGUUACCGGUAUAUCGGAUCCACGCUGGGACGAUUGGAGACCUCAUUUAGCUAUGAUUAUAUCGAACACUUCUGCCAAUCCGGAAAUUAAUCGUCGUUCGAUUACAACGCUCGGAGACACGCUUUUCGCGCGAGGGGACAUCCAUGCUGCUCAUUUCUGUUACAUACUCGCACAAGUCGAUUUCGGUGCUUACGGAACGAAUAACGUGAAACUUGUAUUGAUCGGUGCGAAUCAUCAUAAACCGUAUAACGCGUUUAUCACGAUGGAAGCUGUUAUGCUUACAGAAAUAUACGAAUACGCUCGAAACCUUAGCGAACCAGGAUUUACAUUGGUGGAUCUUCAAACUUUUAAAUUUGAUUUGGCUAAAAAAAUGGUUGAUCAUGGAUUGAUAGAGAAAGCCUUGUUGUACAUAGAACAAGUUGCAGUGAAUAUCGUUAACGAACCAUCGAAAUACAAGAGAUCGUUUAUUGGUGCGGUAUAUAAUUUAGGAGACAGAAUUAAAUACCAUGACCCAGUCUAUAAAGAUUCGACCGACGAAGGUAUAACUUUAACUUGGUUCGAUAAUUUAGUCGAGAUAGUUGGUAAAUGCCAUACUGGAGAAAUUAUUGAAAACAAUGCCGGUGGUUUACAAAUGAAAAUGGAAUCGCACAACAACGUGCAAAAUGUAGAAAUGUAUGAGACGAAACAGCAGCAACAACAGCAAACACAUCAACAACAACAACAAACACAUCAACAACAACAACAACAACAACAACCAUGGAAUCCAGUUCAGCCCGAUUACAGAGAAGGUCCAUCAUCAAUGAUGGAAGUAGCCACGACUGAUGUGCAGGCGGAAUGGCAACCAUUAUCCUUGCCAUCCAAUAUACCAGACACGCAUGAUCAAAGUAUGCAAUACCCAAGAAAUAACGAGGAAUCUUGUCAAUACCAACAAUCGCAACAUCAAGACUACUGGAACCAAGAGUCCUAUUAUCAGAAUAAUUACGGGAGGAAUGACAAUACCGUCGCGAACUGGCAACAGCUUUCAACUCAAACACUGUACCCCUCGGAACAAGGUGACAUCGAUAAUUCUCAGCAACAGGAAAAAUGGAACUAUGAGACGGAAAGGGAAGAAAAAGCAUCCACCCCUGAACCACCUCAACCUGCGAUUUCUAUGACGCCGUCAACGAAAAAGCAGUACGAUCCAUUGGAAGAGUUGGACGCACUCGAGACUCCGAAACAACCGUCGAAAGCUACGUCAGCGACGAAGAAGGCACCGGAGAAAGCACCCGAGAAGAAACCUUCCAACAGUGGAGGCUCUUGGUUUGGUGGCUUUUUCAGCAAACUUGCACCAAAGCCAAGGAACCAAAUGAUCCUACCGGAUGACAGUAACCCAGCGAUCGUUUGGGAUCCUGUUGGUAAAAAGUGGACGAAUAAAGACGAAGACGGAGACAGAAGCUCCUCAGCUUUAGCUCCUCCCCCGAAAGCUUCGGACGUUGGACUUAGAGCACCUGUAACGGAACAGACCUCCCAACUGUCUCAAUCGACUUUACAAACCGAUGACGCGACCGUAAAUAAGUUCAAAUUACCGAAGGGCAGAAACAUGCGUGCCAACUACAUAGACAUAAUGAAUCCGAAUAGUUUGAAAACUAACACAGCACCGUCAAGUAUACCGACCCCGGUAACGUCUCCAAUCGUACCUAUGGCAACUUCGUCACCUCAGUUAUUCAUUCCUGCACCAGUUAACGAUUCAAACGCUACCGUUGCCUUCUUAACACCUACAUCAACACCAGUCGCACCUUCCACGAACGUCUCUGAAAACACAUCGCAAGGGCUCUCUCGAUGGAGCUCAACCAGCUCGUUAUCGCGAGAGGUGCAGAGCUACACUAUGAGGGAUCCGCGUCUCCUUCCACGGAACAAGGGACCAAUGAUGUACAACCCAAAUGACAUCAAGGAUCAUGCGGCAAAGAACACGCAGCAGAGUCGGUAUCCUCCACGAUAAAAUUCGCAAGAUCGUCUAGAAUACACCUGAUAUAGGUAUAUCGGGUGAUGUUUAGAGGAAAAAAAUGUUGUUUCUAUCAGGAUCGCUUUGCUUACAGAAAUCCAAAUUUUAUAUGUAAGCGAACGGUAUCAGUUAUGCGGCUUGAUUUAGUCAAGCAUAUCCAACUUUACAAUUUGAAUUUUCUCAUGCAUCAAAUUUAGUUCUUUUAAAGCGCAAACAACAUAUGAAUUUACUAUUCCAUCAUUUGCAGUUACGAUCGAAUUUCAUUGAGCAUAUACUAGGUACUCUUUUGUAUAAUCAAUGUUUCACGGAAUGUUUUCACACAAACUCAACGCAAUACGAUUCGUAGAUAAUUUUAUUACUAUUCAGUCUUUAGAAUUGAAUCCGUUCAGUCGUGACAUUCUUUAACGAUGUAAAUUUCAAUCGAACAGAGAAACUUACGUUGCUGAUGUUACGUUGAGUGGGUCGAGUGUGUUUGUUAGAGAGUUUUAAUGGGUUCAACGGUCACGGUAUAUAGGGUACAGCUCUGUUGGAUGACAUAAAGCGCAGAAUUUCAAUGAUAAAUGAUAACGAAGUGUAAAAGGAACGCGUGCUACGUUGAGUGAUCACGAGCGAAAUGAAUAUUAUUGUAACAGUUUUGCGUUUGGGACAAUAUUCGCGUUUAAGUUGUACGUGAAUAAGUGUAAUGUGAAUUGUAGCAAGGAUCGAAUUGUCCACGUUUCGAGAAUUUGUUCCGUAUCUAGGAACAUGAUACGAUAUCAAGUCUGAUUUUAUACGAUGGCAAAAAACAUUUAUUGCAUACAUAGAAAAUGAAAUGAAUGUCGGUAAUGUAUGAAAUGUUAGGAAUAUGAAAAUUUUAUGGAUCCCAUUGUUAGGUGAUGCGUAUCGCAGGUACAUGCUGUUAUUCGUUGUCGGGCUAUUGUAUCGUUAUACCAACGUUAUACAAAUAUUUGAAAC
Molecule: messenger RNA, 8105 nt
Organism: Hylaeus anthracinus
Lineage: Eukaryota; Metazoa; Arthropoda; Insecta; Hymenoptera; Colletidae
Gene: Sec16
Exons: 19
Coding region: 546-7148 (2200 amino acids)
Biological process (GO): Golgi organization; COPII vesicle coat assembly; autophagy
Cellular component (GO): ER to Golgi transport vesicle membrane; endoplasmic reticulum exit site
Source: RefSeq, a predicted model, not a curated record